Molecule: messenger RNA, 2874 nt
Organism: Leptopilina heterotoma
Lineage: Eukaryota; Metazoa; Arthropoda; Insecta; Hymenoptera; Figitidae
Product: venom metalloproteinase 3-like
Exons: 12
Coding region: 440-2089 (549 amino acids)
Biological process (GO): proteolysis
Molecular function (GO): metalloendopeptidase activity
Source: RefSeq, a predicted model, not a curated record
UUAUUUUACUAUUAGAAACAAUUUUCUGAAUUAAUUAUAAUGAUUAACUUGUCUAUAUUGAUUGGCGUAAUUUUUACGCUUUCUGUGGAAGCAUAUACGGUAAACUAUUAAUUUUCUGUAAUAUUAUUUAUAAUAGAAAAUUUGAAAAUAUUAAGCAAAAGAUGUUAAGUCGCACCUCUAUUAUUUUUUUUCUAAUUUGAUAAAAACGCUUUGAAAAUGGUAUUUAUUGCCGUUUAUUGAAAAAUCAUUUGAAACAAUAUUCUGAAAAAUAUUAACAGGACUUUUAUAAGUAAAUUUUCAGUUGGAUAAUGCUUCUUUAGUGAAAUUUUUACUAAAUAUAUAAAUAGUAACAUUUAAAAUUUUGUAUUUCUCCAGAUUCAUGGACAGUCUGAAAAAUCGGAUUUGAUUUCUUGCUCUUUUCCAAAACCAUCAACUCAUCAUGAUGGUAAUAUUUUUAAUUAAAAAUAAAAUUACUUCUACAAAAGAGAAUCGAUUUGAAAAAAUUGUAUUUGUAUAUUGUAAUAUUUUUUACAUUCCACAAUGUUUACUUUUAACUUUUUUUAUAGAUAUAGAGUACAGUACUGUUCCCAUUACUGACACACAAUUAGAUUUAGAUACUAACUAUAGAGUACUUUCAUUUCAUUUAAAAGAUGAUCACAUAAAGGUGAAUUUAGAACCUUCUAAUGGAGUCCUAGUACACAAAGAUACACCUGUUUGGAUGGUCAAAAAUGUAAAUAAUAAUAUUCAAUUUAGACGGGAAGAAAAUGCUCUUAAGGAUAUUGAGAGUUACAUAGAUGAAUCAACUCAUUCCUCGUUUGUUAAGCUACCUGAACCAAAUGGAUAUUAUUUUUAUUAUGGCGUUUAUGACUAUAAUGUUGGCGUGAAAGCCGCACCAAGAGAACGUGCUCGAAGACGUCGUGAAGUUAAAGGCAAUAAAACUAUUUCAACAAUUGAUCAUCAUGUAUAUGUCAUUGAUAAAAGUAAAAAUGAUAAUCCUGAAACUGCUUACUCAAGUAUUGUACCUGUAUUACUUAAUGCAACAUCAAAUCUAAGUCCUCCCAAUACUGUAUACCCAGAAAUAUUAGUUAUCAUGGAACAUGCUCUCUAUUCACAUUACAAAGGUAAUCUUCAAGAGGCUUUAAGUUACAUUAUUACAUUCUGGAAUGCUGUUGACUUAAAAUUUAGAGCUUUAAGAGAACCUGCUGUGAGAUUAAAUAUUGCUGGUAUUAUUAUAGAAGAGGAAGAAGCUGCAUUUUUAAAUAACUCCAAGAUUUAUCAAGAUGGUAAAUUUAAAGGAAAAGUAAGUCGAAAUAUUGUCUUGGAUGAUAUUGGUAUCAAUUUAUACGCAAGUUCAUUAGAAGUCGGAAAAGAUUAUGAUUUGGCUGUAUACAUGAUGGGAUCCGAUUUGACUUCUUCUCCAGACGAAGAGAAAAGACAUGGUUUAGACGGAAUAUUAGGUGUGGCAAAAGUUGCAAGUUCCUGUCGUAAAAAUGAUACGGAAAAAAUAGUUAAUGGAGUUGCUGCAUUCGAAGACUCAAACGGUUAUAUAGGAAUAUUGCAUGGAGCUCAUGAAUUGGCUCACUUAUUUGGAGCUUUUCAUGACGGAGCUCAUGGUUUAUCACAAUUGGGUCUCCCCGGGGCAGAACACUGUUUAACUACCGAAUCAGAUGACUAUAUUAUGAGCACAAAGCGUAUCGAUGGGAAACACUUUUCAUACUGUAGCAAAGAAACAAUGAGAAUAUUUUUCCACAAAGAGAGUGCAGAAUGUCUCCGUAACCCACCAGUCAUGUCCAGUGAAUAUAUUUCUUCAAUAAUAUUACCCGGUAAAAAACUGUCAUUAGAUGAACAAUGUACAAGUGCUGGAUUUCUUAGAGCUCAUUUUAAUGAUACAUCUGUAUGCGAUCAUUUGUAUUGUGUUGCAAAAGCAUCGGACGAUGGAAUCGAUUAUAUUACAUCUCUGCCAGGAGCUGACGGUUCCAUAUGCGACAAAGGCUAUCAUUGCAUAGAUGGACGUUGUGUCCAGAAUAGUAACACUAAUGAGUACUUCCAAUACAAUUAUUCUGAUAGACGCAAUCAUAUUGGAAAAUGAAAGUCUAAUAUAAACAUUAGAAUGUGCAGUACUUUAAUAAUAAUAAUCUAUCUUAAUAGAAAAAAUUAGUAGUUUAUAAAUAUAGAUAAAUCUCUUUAGUACAAAUGUAUUGAAAAAUAUUAAUCAAUUGAAUUUUAUGUUUAAAAAGUUUUGUAUAAAUGUACAAAAGUUUAUAAAUUAAGAAAAUAGUAAAAACUUAUGUUAUAGGCAUUAUUAACAUGUUAAUAAAAAUUAUUCAUCAAAUCAAUUUAAAAUAUAAAUUACUACCCCGAUUAAAACAACCUUUAAAAUACAUAAGAGCAAAAUAUUUACGGUAAUUCUUCCAACCCUACGAUUCAUCGUAAAGACAAUCGUUUGUGGAAUUCAGACUGACGUUAAAUCGAAAAUAAGAAUAAUUUACAUUGUAUUAAUUGCUUUCUAAUUAUUUAAAACCAUUCAAACGCUGAAACUCUCGUUCUUUAUUCAUAGUAACAUUGAGUCAAUAUUAAAGAUAUGUAAGAAAGACAACUUUUCAUCGGUUUUGAAAACGAUCCCAUGAAAUUUAAAAUAAUUUACAUUAGUUCGUAUGUCACGAACUAAUUUAAUAUUAAUUAAGUUCAUUAAACUUCUUUGUUGCCAGGCAAGCUUUUCGCAAGCUUGCAAAUUCCUAAGGUGGCCUGACAUGAGACUUUUCACUGGAAAAUAACUCUUGCGAAAUUAUUAAAUUUUAUUUCAAAAUAUGGGUGUUGUCCAUAUACUUUGUUAGCAAUUUUCAAUUUUAUAAAAUAAUGUAUAUUUUCUUUUAA